This is a messenger RNA of Dissoconium aciculare CBS 342.82, 1573 nucleotides long. RefSeq lists its product as uncharacterized. NCBI's taxonomy places the organism in Eukaryota, Fungi, Ascomycota, Dothideomycetes, Mycosphaerellales, Dissoconiaceae. Bases 161 to 1456 code for a protein of 431 amino acids. The transcript has a single exon. The record is from RefSeq and is a predicted model, not a curated record.
CCGUCAAGCAAAUGGGGUCGGUGACGGAGUUCUUGUCUUCCUAGGAGUUCUUUGAUGUAUCAAUACCCAGCACACGUCUGAAUCGAGCCGCUGUUCUCAGUGGCAAGACCUUUCACGGAUACGGUCACGAGACCCAAAACAAAUACACCUGGGCAAUCAAAUGCCCAGGUGGGAAGUAAUUAAUAGCUGGCGGCGAAUCAGGGCAGCCAUCAACGCCGUCAACGCUCCAAAUUUAAGAAGAAACUUCAACACAGCGGACGACCAUUGUUGGUACUCGAGUUGGGAACCUCAAAACCCUGCAGGUGUCCUUCAAACUUUCAUCAAAUUUCGAGGCUUACUGGGGCGCGGUGUGUUGAGGGUCGGCAUUGUUGGCGGAGUGAAGGAGCCCGUGGGCCCGUGCGCAACCACCACCAGCCACACUUUACGCGAGAAAGGAAAGCGCGUCUCGACGCGCGCAGACUCGUCUGUCAUUGGCCUCGGACUUCUACAAAACCUUCCCUCGUUCCUGAUCUUCAAUCAACAAAAUCUCUUUAGACUGUAUCUUCGACUGCACUGCACACUCUCUCAAGCCGCGCUUCAAACUAUCUCGAGCAUCUUGGAUUGGAUCCUUCCUUACAAAGCGAGCUCAAUCAUCAACAUGUCGCUUUCAGUCAGCAGGAAACGCAGAGCGUCGGGAUGCUGCAUGUCCGACACGGUACACACAUACACCAAGAGAUCAAGGCCUACAUUGACAGCCGCUUUAAACUCUUGCGACGAUAGUUCUCGAGACCGCCACAUCAACAGACACAACACUGUCCCGUCAGUCUGGCCAAAUGCCGGAACGUAUAGUCCACAGCAAGUUUCCGAAAGGACGUUCUCAAUGUUGUCAGAACGCGAUGUGCAAAAAUCCCGACUUGCGGGCAGGGAAUUCAGUCAAAUCGUCAACGCGUCUACAGCUCUACGGGAGACAGUCGAGAGGUAUAGAACUCCACGUGGUUCAGGCUUUAUGACGCCAGAUAGCCAAUCGUCCCCGACAACUCGAUUCUUGUCCAUAUCGCCAAACGGUCGUAGUGGCACAUUGGACUUUCAACACAUUGCACAUGCGGGUUCAUGGCGCAAUUUAUCGCCCUUUCAGAAGCCUGCGUGCGAGGUCGUUUUGAAGAUCCCCGGCCGUUUCUCAGGACAUCCAAUCUUGAAAGCACCAUCUGGAGCAAUGGGUAUCAGUCUGGGCAUGAUUGCGGAUGCGUUUGCCGCUCAUGGAACGAGCGAUUUUUGGCAAGGUCGCAAGGCAGAAUUCUUUGCAUUGAGAGAUGCAGCAAUGCCGCCUCGCGUCGUGCUUCCGCGAGCACAUUUUGACGCGAAUCAGCAAAGCCUGGGUUCAUACGAUCAGGACGCCAUGGACUUCGAACCUUGCAGAGCCAUCCCUGACUUUGACCCUAGUCGUCAACAUCCGCCAGAAACGAUGUGCUUCAAUUGAGCAGUCUGAAGUCGUGUGUAUCAUUUAAAUAGAAAUUCGACUUGGUACAAUGUAAAAUAAAUGAACCGAUUAGGAAACGUCAAUCAGAGCGUGGAAGAAUUUGCUGGUCGUGAAUGC